AUGCUUUUUACUUCAAAGUCUAGUUAACUUGAGAUUAUGAGUAUCUAAUUAUUAUUUUACUAAUUUUACCACUACCCUUAAAUUUUUAUGUAGCGUGAUCCUAUUCAUAACUGCUUAUUAUAUCAUAAACUGUUGAUAAUUUUGGUAUAUACUCAUCCUAAAAAUACUUAGCUAUUUCCUUUUGAUUCAUUAUCUUCAUAGAAUAAGUAUACCUUCGUUCUGAGUUCCUCUAAUUUUGAUAGAGUUUAUUUCACCAUUGAGAAUAGCACUAAAAUUCUUUCUUUUGUAUUAUAUAAUUAUACAAUCAAUAUUAAUAUAUAAGAAUAUAAAUGGGUAUAAUAAAAACAAAUUUUUAGAGUUCGGAUUUUUAGUGAUCAGUAUAUAUUAUGGAAUUUAUGCUUUGGCUGA
Tetrahymena thermophila SB210 is the source of this 408-nucleotide messenger RNA. RefSeq lists its product as hypothetical. The record is from RefSeq and is a predicted model, not a curated record. Lineage: Eukaryota; Ciliophora; Oligohymenophorea; Hymenostomatida; Tetrahymenidae. The transcript has a single exon.